Messenger RNA from Phalacrocorax carbo (great cormorant), 3152 nucleotides. The record is from RefSeq and is a predicted model, not a curated record. NCBI's taxonomy places the organism in Eukaryota, Metazoa, Chordata, Aves, Suliformes, Phalacrocoracidae.
CGGUUGGGCGGGUGUGGGCGGGCGCGGCCGGGCGCCGUUGCCCGCCGGGGGUGCCUCCGCGGCCGUUCGCGAGGGCGGUGGGGCCGUGCCGGUGCCGCCCGGGAGGCGGGGCGGGGCGGGGCGGGGCGGGCGCCGCCGCUGAGUGGCCUGGGCCGCGCUAGGCCCGCGGGAGGGCCUGAGGCAAGAACCUGUGCAGAGGGACGCGGGGGAAGAUUGCGGGGGGCGCGGCGGUGUGGAGCUGAACGUUGGAAGGGAUGUGUCCCCCUAAAACAUCGCCCUUCUGUGACACGUCUACAAGUUUAAAAGACACCGUGACUUUCUGUAACGCUGUGAUCUCUUCAGUUGUCACUUGGCUUUCUGUAUGUGUUACAUGUUGCCUUUAAAAAUCCUGUCGCACUCCUUCAGCUCAGUUUCACCUGUUUGUAUUGGUUGUUUACUGAGCAAAGUGCAGGGAGGAAAAACCAAGUUGCAUUGUAAACUUUACGUCAUGGCACACAAGAUGAAGUAGAAAACCUGAAACUGACUUGACUGGGGUUAAAUUUGAAGCUGGUAGUACAGCUCUGAGACCUGUCUACGUGGAAUCACGCUGGGUUUGUUUGCACUGGUAGUCAGGGCAAUAACCUGUUUUUCUUCUCAAGUGAGCAAGUGCAUUUUCGUAUGUUAUUCUUUAUGGUCAGUGUCUUGCUAGGUGUAAACCAGCCUUCCAUUUGAGUUGUGUGUCACUCCUGCAAUAUCCUUGUAGCAUAGAAGAUUACAAGGCUUGCCUUGUACCCUCCAGCAUGCCUGAGUUUUUUUUAAGGGGAUCUUGACAUCAGCACUUUGUUUUUGUGAACAGUUGGUCUGAAGUUGGUGGAACACUCCUUGCACGUUUUUCAGCUGAGGUAGAAGGAACGGUGUAUUCAUGUUAAUUAUAAGGAACUGUUUGUUCACUUGUUCUUAGUGUUUCUGAAAUGAACAAUUGACUUUAUGGUUGGUAGUGAACAACACAGUGCCAGAUGGAAGCUGGCGAGAGAGACAGGAGCUACUGAACGAAGGUUCUGACUAGAAUUGUUUCAUUGUCAGAUGAAUCAGCUGUUAACACAUUGUGUCUUAGGUUGUGAUCCCUUGAAAGCUAAACUUGAGAGGGUUGGGAAAAGAGGGCCUUGUUACAGUAUCAGGGCCUUGAUGUGCAACUACUCCUUUUUAUUUUUUCUCUUAAUGUUUUUAAACAGGUUAUAUUUAGAAGAGAGAAAGUUUCUGCUGUCUACUUCUAUGGUGUCCAAGCUCAUCUGUUGAUACUUCCUUUGUAACUCCAUGGUAAAGCAGCUUCUGAGAGUAUCAGUUCGGUUACCACAUUAUCUGGAUCCGGAGGUCAUUUUUUAAGAAAAUGUGGACUGCUAAAAAUCUUUUCCGGGCUCAAAUACUGUUGCUUCGGUUGAAAGAAUGCAGAUUGCGUAGUUGCACGUUUCCAAAAACUCAGCAGUUCUGGACUGGAAUUCUAAACUAUUGCACCAUAAGAGUGCCAUGUAACAGAGUUAAAUUCCAGGUUUCCAAGAUAAAUGAUAAACGAUCAGUAGCAGAUACAAGAAUAUCUACUAAUGCAGAGAGAACUAAAAUAACUGCUGGAAAAAGUCCCAGUGGUGAAUGUGAUGGAAGCCAACAUUCAUUAGAAGCAAAAAUGAAACAUAUCAAUCUGUCAUUUGCAGCAUGUGGGUUUCUGGGUAUUUACCACUUGGGGGCAGCAGCUGCUUUUUACAGGCAUGGUAAGAAGUUACUGAAAGUUGUGAAAGCUUUUGCGGGAGCUUCUGCAGGAUCACUGGCUGCCACUGUCUUAUUAGCAGUACCAGAAAAUAUAGAGAAAUGUAAGCAGUUUGCCUAUGGAUUUGCAGAGGAAGUUAGAAAAUUGGACUUCGGUGCUGUAACGCCUGGUUAUGAUUUUAUGAAAACACUUAGGGAAGGCAUAGAGUCUGUUCUUCCUUCCAAUGCUCAUGAGAUAGCUGAGAACCGGCUCUAUGUGUCAGUCACUAACACCAAAAAUGGGGAAAAUCACUUGAUUUCAAGUUUUGCAUCCAGGGAGGACCUCAUUAAGGUCCUGCUAGCAAGUAGUUUUGUACCAGUAUAUGCAGGUAUUAAGCCAGUGGAAUAUAAAGGAGAGAAGUGGGUUGAUGGUGGCCUUACCAAUGGCCUUCCUAUCUUGCCUGUUGGAAGAACUGUGACGAUUUCUCCUUUCAGCGGUCGAUUAGAUAUCUGUCCACAAGAUAAAGGACGUGUGGAUCUUUAUGUUAAAUUUGCAAAACAAGAUAUAAUGCUUCUUGCUCUGUUGCAGCUGUCUCUGGCCAACCUAGUAAGACUUAAUCAAGCUUUGUUCCCACCAAACCAAGAGAAAAUGGAAUCAUUGUGCCAAAAUGGAUUUGAUGAUGCUGUACAGUUUUUACUGAAAGAAAACUGGUUUGAAUAGGUGAUACAUAGAACGUUAACAGAACCUGCUGGCUGUCAAAACACAGCUAUGGGCAUCCUAAAGAAUCCGAGGGAUUGCUGUCCCAAUUCCAGUUUAUGGAAAUAAAAAUCCCAAUGGAACUGCAUCAGCUUCUGCUGAGAAAGUAUCAGUUGCACUCCGAAGACCUGUAGAAACAUGUCAGAAUGGGAAUAGUACUUGCCCAGUAGUCGUCUUGUUUUGAGGAGGUUCAAGCUUAGAUCCAUUUUGCUUCAGCUGAGGACUUGAGUGUGGGAUUUGUAAAAAGCUUGUGUUGUCAUAAUUGCAGAACUUCAGAAAAGUCUUUUUUGAUGUUAUUUGAGAGACAAAUCAAGGGUGUACCAUGAAAAAUUACAAUCUGUAUGUUCACUAAAUGUAAUAGUUGUGUGUGCUAACUGGAUGCUUGCAAUAUUACUGAUCUAGUACUUACCUUGCAGUGUUUGAAAGGACUUGAACACUUAUCACUAGCCACAAGAAAUAAAGCAUUUGCACUCUUUUACUCUAGUAUGUGUAUUUUUAACAUUAAAAGUUCUUGCUUUUUUCAGUGAAUGUGGUCUCUUAAAAUUUGAAAUACUAGUUGAAAUUCAUAAAACUGUGAUAUUUGAACUUAAACCCUUCUUUACAAGAUAUUUUUAAGAAAUUGUUACAUUUAUUAUGUUUUCUUCCUCUCCUAAAAUUGAAUAAAUAUAUUUUCUUGAAA